UCAACAAGAACAAGUGCAACUGAGUGCAACCAAGUGUUUGUUGGUCAUGAGCAACAAGGGAAGACAACAUUGACCAAUAAUGUUUUUAUAUAUAUUCAUUAGAUAAAUAUAUAGGUAUAUAUAGACAAUUAUUUUAUUUGUUGUUGUCUUUAUAUACUUAAUUACACUGGUAUGCAAUUUACCCAGCACAUCAUACGACAAUUAUUACUCAGUAUUUAAUCGCGCAAAAAAAAAAAAAAAAAUCAUUAAUUUUUUUUUUAUCUAUAAAGAUAAUCAUAAAUUAAAUAAUUUAAAUUUCAACACAAAAGAAAAUACACAAUGUUGUGUCUAAUUAAUCAAGCAAAAGUGUCAAAUAAGUCUUAAUGAUGGUAAAACAAAAUUUUUUGGAGCAAGGUCAAUUUGCUACAGAAAAUAAACGCAAUUGACAAGAUAAAAAAAAGUGUGAAAUACAUAUUUUUUUUUUCGGUCUUAUUGAAGGCAGUUAGAGUUGUUGAAAAAAAUAAAAAUAAAACACAAGUAAUAAUUACAGUUGAAAGAAAAACAAGUGUGAGUAAAAAAAAAAAGUUGGAAAAUUUUUUAUCAAAUGAUAACAAAGUGUUAUGUUUCGUAUUAAUAAUUGGCCAAAUCAUGGCCACUGUUUUUGAGAGUCCAUUUUUAUCAAAUAGAUUACGACAAAUUGAGGAACGUUAUGAAGAGCCAAGAACAUUUGGUAAAUGUGAUUGUACAAGUUACAGUUAUUUUGGUUUGAGUGUAUCAUUAUUUACAAUUGGUACAGCAAUAACAAUAUUAGCACUAAAUGAUGCACCACAUGGUAAAAUAUUUAUAAAUCUUGGACACAUGUGGUUGGUUGGACCAAUAUUUAUGUGUUCUGGUUUGAUGGUUGCAGUUAAAUGUAUACUUUAUUUAAGAAGAAAAUCAGUUAUUCAAAUGAUUGUUCAUCAAAGGCUAUUUAGGCACUUGCAAGAUUUAGCUGGUGCACAGGGUGUCAGUGGUUCUGGUACAUGUACACCUGGUCCACCAACAUAUGAUUCAGUAACACAAGGUCAAGGACCCAGUGAAUUACCACCACCAUCAUAUGCUGAAGCUGUCGCUUUACUCCAUCACAAUGAAAUCAAUGGUGCUAAAACAUGUGACUUACAGCAAGAUGAUAACAAUUAUCCAACAGUUGGAACAACUGGAGCCAAACCCUAAAAAAAAAAAACUUCCAAGUACUUUUUUUUUUUUUUUUUUUAUAUUUAUAAAUUUAUUAUUAAUAUAAUUAUUGUUAAAAUUCAUUUAAAUCAAUAUGACUGAUGUCAAUUUACCGAGCAGCUACAUUGGUUCAUUGACAAUAUAUUUUAUUAGAUUUAUUUUAUUUAUAAAUUUUCACAAAAUGCAAAUUUAUAAUGCAUUUUUAGAAAAAAAUUAUUAUCUUUAUUGAAUGUUUUUUUUUUGUCAAUUUAUAAAUUUAUUGAUGUUUAUUGUGGCAAUAUUAACUUGACACGUACUUAUGUUUUCGAAAUUUAAAAUGAUUAUUUUGUUUUACACGUUUAAAAAAAAUAUUGUGAUUUAUAUACUUUUUUUUUUUUGUUUUGUUUUGUUCGGUCUAAUGUUAAUGUUGUGUUCAGUUGGCUAUGUGUCUUAUAUAAUAAUGAUAAACGUAUUUUAUUUUUUCACAUAUUGCUUUAAAUGUCAAAAAAAAAAAAAAAAACUUGUAAUUAUAAUAAAUGUUGUCGUAAUGAAGUGAAUGUACAGAGCAAACAAAGAUUCAAUCUAGUUAUCGCAUAACUUGAAUAUCAAUUGAAACAAAAAAAUGAUAAAAAAUAUUUUUAUAUCUAAAAAUGGUCUCAACGGUAAGACUGUAUUAUGCCUUAAAAUUAAAAUAAAAAAUUGAUAAAUAAUUAAUUGCACAAAAUAAAUAAAACCCAUUGUUAAUUUA
Molecule: messenger RNA, 1918 nt
Organism: Aphidius gifuensis
Lineage: Eukaryota; Metazoa; Arthropoda; Insecta; Hymenoptera; Braconidae
Exons: 3
Coding region: 628-1191 (187 amino acids)
Source: RefSeq, a predicted model, not a curated record